Thrips palmi is the source of this 1269-nucleotide messenger RNA. RefSeq names its product COP9 signalosome complex subunit 7b (gene CSN7). Gene Ontology annotation, cellular component: COP9 signalosome. The transcript has 6 exons. Gene Ontology annotation, biological process: COP9 signalosome assembly. The record is from RefSeq and is a predicted model, not a curated record. The coding region runs from base 16 to 1014 and encodes 332 amino acids. Lineage: Eukaryota; Metazoa; Arthropoda; Insecta; Thysanoptera; Thripidae.
CAAAAGUCCAUAAGUAUGAUAUGUUGGUACUUUUGGGGUUCUCACACCGCCUGCUACGAUUUGUGGUUUUUGCGGCUGGUUGCUGUUGCUGCAGUUGCAGAUGUAGCUGUAGCAGUCGCAAACAGAGUUUGUCUUGUUUCGGUAUUUUGUGAAGUUAUCGUUGAUAUUCCCAUCGAGAUGAGUUGUGAGAUGCAAACCGACAAAGAAGCGGAAAAGGAACGCUGUCCUGGAGGCAGCAACCCUCUGGAACAGUAUGUCAUUCUUGCCAAAGCAGCUAGAGGGGCAGCUGCUGUCGAGUUAGUUAAACAAGUCCUUGAGGCACCAGGGGUUCAUGUCUUUGGAGAACUUCUGGACACAGAUAAUAUCAAAGAGCUAGCAAAUGGACCUCAUUCAAUGUAUUUUGAGCUGCUGAGGCUGUUUGCCUUUGGGACCUUCCGGGAAUAUUUAGAACAUAAGGAGAAACUUCCAGAGUUAACUCCAGUGAUGAAAAAGAAAUUGCAACAUCUCACUAUAGUUAGUCUUGCCACUAAAAUGAAGUGCAUUCCCUACUCAGUUCUUCUGCAAGAGUUAGAUAUAAAAAAUGUACGAGAUUUAGAAGAUCUCAUCAUUGAGGCAAUUUAUUCAGAUAUAAUCCAUGGUAAGCUAGACCAGCGUAACAGUCAGCUUGAACUUGAUUAUGCCAUUGGAAGAGACACACAGCCAGGGGAUUUGGCUCAGAUAAGUUCCACCCUCCAAGCCUGGUGUGAUGCUUGUGAGGCAGUUUUGUCUUGUGUGGAAACACAAAUUCACAAGGCAAAUGCCCAGAAAAAUAAAUCGCUCAAACACAAAGAGUCCAUUGAACAAGAGAUUACAAACAUAAAAAAGACAUUAAAGACACAGACUCAAGAUUCUGAUGAAGGUAUGAACACUGAUAUGCGAGACGCAUUGCACGGAGGACAUUCAGACAAAUCUAAGAAGGGAUUUAGAGUGAAAAAUUUGCGGGGCAGUAGUGCUAAGUUCUGGCAGAAGUCUUGAGUUGAGAUGGGCUUGGUGUGAUAUAAUGUGAUUUUGAUGUGAAAAUUUGAGCUGUCAAGAUACUGAAUAUUUUGAUAUCUAUCACUCCUACCAGUUACUAUUUUAUUCAGGACUUUCCUGCUCAAGUUUUAACCUUAUGCCCUCUCUUUGUUAAUAUAUUAUCCCUAGACCAGGCUUUUCUUUGUUUAUUUGUGUAUAGCGUUUUCAAUGUAUGUAUAUUCAUUUCCUUAAAAACUUUCAAAACUACUUACAUUA